Molecule: messenger RNA, 1155 nt
Organism: Acaulospora colombiana
Lineage: Eukaryota; Fungi; Glomeromycota; Glomeromycetes; Diversisporales; Acaulosporaceae
Source: the annotation of a GenBank genome assembly
AUGUUUCAGGUGUACGUCUUACCUGAUGGAUAUGAGGUCAAAGAUUCCUCUUUAGAUGAUAUCAGAUAUGUGCUCCAUCCGACAUUCACCAAGGAGCAAGUCUCCCAAUUAGACCAGAAUAUCAAACAUUCAUACGACUUGAAUAAUAAAAAAUAUUUACCAGGAUUUGUCGGUCUCAAUAACGUCAAAGCAAACGACUACGUUAACGUGGUAAUACAAGCGUUGGCGCACAUUCCUCCGCUUCGGGAUUAUUUCAUUUUACAAAAUUUCGAUAAAAAGUCUCAGUUAGUUCAGCGGUUCAGUACGCUUGUUCGAAAAAUUUGGAAUCCAAGAGCUUUCAAAGGUCAAGUCAGUCCUCACGAGUUACUCCAGGAAAUUUCCAAUGCUAGUAACAAACGUUUCAAGCUUUCCGAGCAAAGCGAUCCCAUUGACUUUCUGUGUUGGUUUCUGAACACCCUGCACCGAGAUUUGGGCGGAACAAAGAAAUCGAACAGCAGUAUAAUUCAUAAAAUAUUUCAGGGGGAGGUUAAGGUCGAGUCCCAGUUGGUGGUUGUGAAAUCGGACACCGGGGAAAAGGAUCGAUUGUCUUUUGACGUUGAUCGAGAAAUCGAGAUGACACAGUUACCAUUCAUCCUGUUAAGUUUGGAUUUACCUCCACCACCCUUGUUCCAGGAUGAAGUCGAAAAAAAUAUCAUUCCACAAAUUUCAUUGGCGACAAUACUCUCAAAGUAUGAUGGCCGUACCCCUCAGGAAUCGGCCGGAACGCUGAAAAGUUCACAACUUAUUCGACUACCCAACUACCUUAUCUUCCACAUCAAGCGUUUCACCAAGAAUAACUGGGCCGCGGAGAAGAACCCAACCAUCGUUAAUUUCCCCAUUAAAAACCUGGAUAUGCGAGACUACUUGGAAAACCCUAACGAAGAACAGUUCAGCACAUAUUACGACAUGAUUGCUAACAUUUGUCACGAAGGAAAGCCGGGAAAAGGGAAGGGGACGUACAGAGUACACGUUCAACACCGCGGUUCCAAGGAUCAAUGGUUUCAAAUUCAGGACCUGAUUGUUGAAGAGAUAAAUGCCCACAUGAUAUUUUUGUCUGAAAGUUACAUUCAGAUCUGGGAACGGAAGGUACAAAAUAUGGAUAUGGAAAUCGACUAG